AUGGAACGUUCAGGUCUAGGCGACGUAUACGAUGUUAGCGGCCACGGCACGAAGUGCGCCAGCAGCAUCGCCGGCGCGCAGUUGGACGACGUCAGCUCGGAUCGCAGCGGCAGCAUCCGCCUGGACUUAGCCACUGGGGUGGCACCCGCGGCGCGUCUCAGUGUCGUGGACUUUGGUAUUGAAACCAGGCUUUUAAUGAAUAUCGAGCAAGUGGAUCUCGAGUAUCUACCGGUACAUGCGGCUGCGGGCGCCUUCAUCACCAGCGACUCCUGGGGGAGCUACGGAUUAGGGUACAGCGUCAAGUCUCGAAUGAUCCUUUACUUGCUGAUGGUGAUCCUUGACUUGCCAGCCUUCGACAGGUUCCUGUGGAAGAACCCCGACUUCAUUUCGCUCGUCGCGGCUGGAAAUUACGGCGGGAUGGGGUACGCAACCAGCACGAUUGCGGCGCCUGCGACCGCAAAAAAUGUGGUAGCCGUCGGCGCUGGCUAUCGUGCACCGGCAUCAGCGAACAUUAUUGGAGCGUUGUACUUCAUCAACAGUACGAUACCGGGUACCGGCGGCUCAGAUCUCCGUAAGUUCGUGCCAGAGGAGAAUACCGACAGACCUCUGCUGGCCUCGCUCCUCCAGAAUGGCACCUUGCAAGAGCUAGUGCUUGCAGAUCCCAUCACAGCCUGUGAUCCUCUCGACAAUGCUGCGGAAGUGGCGGGAAAGGUGGUUCUGGUGGCUCAAGUAAACCGCGUCGACUGCGACUUCGACGUCCAGGGAAGAAACGUGGCCGGGGCCGGCGGUGCAGCCAUGAUCGUGAUAGCUUUCAGCAGCAGCGCGAGCAAUCUUGUGCUGUCCCCACCCUACCCAACGGCCGCUGACGGCCUGCCUAUGUCCAUGAUUCUGAGGAGCGUGGGCAACACCCUGGUCGACCGCAGCAGAUACGGCAAGGUCUUCCUGGCCGGCAAUACGGUCCGUUUGGAUUUGGAUGUCGUUGCCGACUUCAGCUCCUGGGGGCCCACGGAUCCCGAUGGGCGGAUCAAGCCUGACAUCAUUGCACCUGGCGAUGGCGGACUCUUCGCUGGGGUUGCCGGUUCAGGAGGGGGAUGCGAAUUUACCAAUAACUGGCAGGGGACGUCUGCAGCGACCCCAUUGCAAACUGCAUACCCAAAGUGA
Volvox carteri f. nagariensis is the source of this 1161-nucleotide messenger RNA. RefSeq lists its product as uncharacterized. The coding region runs from base 1 to 1161 and encodes 386 amino acids. Gene Ontology annotation, molecular function: serine-type endopeptidase activity. Gene Ontology annotation, biological process: proteolysis. Lineage: Eukaryota; Viridiplantae; Chlorophyta; Chlorophyceae; Chlamydomonadales; Volvocaceae. The record is from RefSeq and is a predicted model, not a curated record. The transcript has 12 exons.